Messenger RNA from Paramecium tetraurelia, 900 nucleotides. RefSeq lists its product as uncharacterized. Gene Ontology annotation, molecular function: metallopeptidase activity; protein binding; translation initiation factor activity. The record is from RefSeq and is a predicted model, not a curated record. The transcript has 5 exons. Lineage: Eukaryota; Ciliophora; Oligohymenophorea; Peniculida; Parameciidae. Gene Ontology annotation, cellular component: eukaryotic translation initiation factor 3 complex; cytoplasm.
AUUGAAAUUAAUAAUAUGUCUGGAGAACAGCCUAUACUUAAAGCAUCUAAUGUUAAAUUAGACACCAUUGCUGCCAUGAAAAUUAUCAAACAAGCGAAUGAUAAUCCAACUGUCAAUUAGUAUGGCUAUCUAUUAGGAAUUAUCGAAGGUGAAACUAUUGAAGUCACUAAUUGCUUCCCCACAAUUGAUAUUGAAGAAGAAUAGGAUCAACAAUAUGAAUAUUUGGAUUAUGCAAAGAAACAUCAUUUGGAUUUCCAUAAGCUUGGCCUAUAUGUCAUUACUGAUCAAAAUAGACAUUUUACUUUAGAUUAAUUCGAAGACAUCAAUAGACUUCAAUUCUAUGUUAAAUACGCCUUCGUCUUAGUAUACUCCUUGUAAUUGGCUAAAUCUGGUCACUCUCAACCAUUCUAAGCAUUCGUGAUCAAUGAGAAAUAUGCCGAGAUCUAUUCUAAGGAUGAGAUCCCAGUCUUGAAUAUUAAGAAUGACAAGAUCUACAGACAACUUCCAUUGGAAUUGCUAAAAACUCCAUUGACAUAAGCCUUUUUGUAUCAAUACAGAGCCUCCAUUGAAGAGAAAUUUAAGAAUGAGGAAACUAAAUUCACAUCCAACAUCCAAAAUUAUGGUCGACAAUUAAUCGAAACCAUUGAAGAAUAAGUGACCUUAUCUGAUAAAAUUAAUUCUAAUACUGCCAAUAAGAAAGAAGGCGAUAAACAACCUGAAUUAUUAGAAUAUUUAAUAUCCAUGAAUAAACUCUAUUAUUUGGCUGAAGCAAUUAAGAGAGAAACCUAAUACACAUUAGAGACAGAGUAAGUGUUGACAAAUAUAUUAAAAUAAUGAUUGAUAGUAUAUUAGUAAAUUCAUGUAACAAGAACAUUUUAAAUAUCAUAAUAUAAUUGGAAA